Molecule: messenger RNA, 2409 nt
Organism: Mucor velutinosus
Lineage: Eukaryota; Fungi; Mucoromycota; Mucoromycetes; Mucorales; Mucoraceae
Exons: 4
Coding region: 1-2409 (802 amino acids)
Biological process (GO): transmembrane transport
Molecular function (GO): transmembrane transporter activity
Source: RefSeq, a predicted model, not a curated record
AUGGAUAGAUUCUUUAAAAGAAAUCAUACCAAAAAGAGGAAUAAUCGGAAAAGUGACCAUGACAGCAGUAACAGAAGCAGUGGCAUUGACGAGGAGAUUGAUAUUACACCUGUCAGACCAGGAAAACUACAGACCUCAAACUCAUGGCCCAGAUUACCUGAACUCGCAUUGACGACCAGUGGUGAAUCGCAUGUCCUUAAGCCAGUAGACAUACCGCAAUCGCCUGUACUCUCCACCGUAUCUUCGUCUCAAGCUAUAUUACAUCCAGACAUGAACAGACAAAGCGCAGCGUAUACCAGCACAGAUAACGAGGUCAUCACCACAGACACGGAAAGUGAAAGCGAUACAUUGAAUAUGGGUCUUCACCAUCAUCGUCAUCCAGAUACACCUUCCUUUGAUGACUCCAAUUCCACCAGUAGAACCAUGAGUCAACUCCCUUCUCUUAACAAUGAUCAUCAUAAAGCAGGUUUCCCGUUGGACGACUCUGCCGCCAACACCUUGGUGGAAGCUGCAUUGGAUAAGGAUGAAGCCAAGGAUCGUCAUGUUCGGUUCCAUGACCACGUUGCUGAGUCGGCAGCAUUGGUUCAACGUAUGCUGAGUGUUAAAAUGGGCCAUCAUCAUACACCUGAUCCUCUUGGAACCAUGAUGCAGAACAGACAUAAUCAACAUCAGCAGGAGGAAGAAGUCGAGCUACAGUCGCCACAUCAGGCUGCUGUGGGCGGAGGCAGUGUGUUGGCUAGUCUGAUGAAAUUGGAAGCCAAAAGAGCAGAUAAUAUGACCAGAAAGAAGCGCAGAAAGAACAAACAUACACUGUACAUGAAGCGCAAAAAUAACGGCUCCUCUUCUCUGCUCAAUUACCCUGUUCACUCCAACACCGAUCCCUUAUCAGAGAAUUCAGGCCAUACAUUACCCACACCGCGACCUCAACGACCACCACUGGUCAACCGACCCAGCAGUUGGCUGGCUGGUGUCGCUUCCAGCAAAUACGUGGUGCCCAGUCUAGAGAAACGCAAGAAGUCAGUAGCGCCCUCGUUUUCGCGUCGCUCGUCCAACGACAGCAUGUUGACCACGGCUUCACAAUUCGAGCCCAUCACGUUGGAAGAUCGCAUCCGAAUCACCUUUGAAAUCGCCAACAUUCUGCAAAAGCAAGAGUUUUUGAGGAAGUUGUGCAAAUCACUGAUGCUGUAUGGAUGUCCCGCGCAUCGACUGGAAUACGCUAUGCGACAAGUCUCUCGCACACUCGCUGUAGAUGCUGAAUAUGUCUUUAUACCCAAUGUGAUGCUCGUCACCUUUAUCGAUUCCACAACGCAUACAACAGAAACUCAUUUUAUUAGACAAUCGCAGACAUUUGAAAUGCAUCGUUUGGCUGACAUUUACCGUCUGGAGAAGCUGGUGGCGCACGGUGAAGUAUCUGUGGAUGAAGCACUGGAGUUUAUCGAUAAAGUGUAUGAUCAACCGCCUAUUUAUCCGCUUUGGCUGCAUCCUUUUGUCUAUGCUUUGGCUGCGUUCUCGGGCUGUGUGCUGUUUUAUGGCGGUCGUUGGCAAGAAGCGGGUGUAGCAGCAGCGCUUGGCAUGGUCUUUGCUUCAAACGAGAUCUUUUCCGCUGCUAUCUCCAGCUUUCAACCUAUUUGGGAGAUCACAGUAUGUAUUCUCAUUGGAUUUGUAGCAAGAGGCAUCCAGAAAUUUGGCUUUUGCUUUACACCUAUUGCCUUUUCUUCCUUCAUCAUUGUUUUGCCAGGUUACCCCAUGGCUGUAGCUAUCAUUGAGUUGGUCUCUCGCCAGCUGGUCAGUGGCGUGGUGCGUAUGGUGUAUGCCAUCAUUUACUCGUUCUUGCUAGGCUACGGUGUCUCCAUGGGUUCUGAACUGUACAUGACCAUGGACAAGAACAGCAACACGACGCAAAGUGAUGUAUGCAAGCUGGCUUCCAGUGCUGCUACGUGUAUCUCAAGCGAAUCUCAAUGGUUUAACUUUUUGAUGGUGCCUCUGUUUGCUACCGCGUAUUGCGUUUACUUGCGUGCGCGUCCUCCAAGAUGGCCCAUUAUGGCAGCCGUAUCUGCAUGUGGCUAUACUAUCAACUACGCGUUGGCUUGCUGGGGUCAUGCACCUUCUCAAAUUCUGCAAGUGGUGCCUUCGUUCGGUCUGGGCCUCAUUGGUAACUGUCUAUCUAAAUUCACUGGAAAAAUGUCGUUCGAUGCCGUAUUACUGGGCGUCUUUUAUCUCGUGCCAAGUAGUUUGGGUCUCAAAGCAGCUAUUGGUUUGUUCAGUGGCACAGAUGAAGUUGGGACGCAAGGCGCUGGUUUUGCAUUAGCCAUGAUUGAAUCAUCCAUCGGCAUCACACUUGGUUUAUUCUUGGCAACGUUAGUCGUAUACCCUAAAGGAACACAGCAUACACCUCUCAUGAAUCUAUAA